AUGUCUGCGCCUACAGCUCUUCGUCAAGAAAAACCAGAGGCUCAGCCUCAGGCUGUUUCUUAUGAUCAAGAUGAUGAAAUUUUGAUUGAUGCCCAAGCCUCGAAUGAGGGUGUUCCCGUCAACCCCGUCGCCGAGUCUACAGAGGAAGAAAUGCGCAUUGACGAGGAAGGUCGUCCUGUCUUCACACCGGCCAAAGACGUCGCCACCGCAUACCGUAUCGAAACGCGAAAGGUCCCCGUCCCGCCGCACCGCAUGACGCCGCUCAAGGCGAACUGGCCCAAGAUCUGCCCUCCUAUCGUUGAACAUCUCAAGUUGCAAGUCCGAAUGAACAUCAAAAGCCGAGCCGUGGAAUUGCGAACCUCUAAAUUUACCGACGACGUGGGUGCCCUGCAGAAGGGUGCUGAUUUCAUCAAGGCCUUCACUCUUGGUUUUGAUCUCGACGAUGCGAUUGCUCUCCUCCGACUUGACGAUCUUUACAUCCAGACUUUCGAGAUCAAGGAUGUGAAGACCUUGACUGGUGAGCAUCUCGGCCGUGCUAUCGGACGUAUUGCUGGAAAGGACGGAAAGACCAAAUUUGCGAUUGAAAAUGCUAGCCGGACACGAGUGGUUCUGGCCGAUCAGAAGAUCCACAUUUUGGGUGGGUUCAAGAACAUUCACAUUGCCCGUGAGGCAAUCGUUAGCUUGAUUCUGGGUAGCCCUCCGGGUAAGGUAUAUGGCAAUCUUCGAACCGUUGCCUCGAGAAUGAAGGAGCGGUUCUGA
Molecule: messenger RNA, 759 nt
Organism: Penicillium soppii
Lineage: Eukaryota; Fungi; Ascomycota; Eurotiomycetes; Eurotiales; Aspergillaceae
Product: pre-rRNA-processing protein PNO1
Exons: 3
Coding region: 1-759 (252 amino acids)
Cellular component (GO): nucleolus
Molecular function (GO): RNA binding
Source: RefSeq, a predicted model, not a curated record